Synchytrium microbalum is the source of this 963-nucleotide messenger RNA. RefSeq lists its product as uncharacterized. Gene Ontology annotation, biological process: response to oxidative stress. The coding region runs from base 1 to 963 and encodes 320 amino acids. The record is from RefSeq and is a predicted model, not a curated record. Gene Ontology annotation, cellular component: nucleus. The transcript has 5 exons. NCBI's taxonomy places the organism in Eukaryota, Fungi, Chytridiomycota, Chytridiomycetes, Synchytriales, Synchytriaceae.
AUGGAUCCAGUAGACGACAAACACACCGACCCCGAACUUGUAAUUGUCGAAGACGAUGUUGAGGAUGUAGCCAAGCCGGAAACUGCAUUCAGCACAUUAUCUAGAAUACCGAGCACCUUCUAUGACUUUGUAUGGGAGAUUCUCUCUCCUCCGUCAGGAAAUACGCAUUCGACAUUUAAAGAUCAAAUACCAAGUGCUGACACGACAACCACAUCUGGACGAGACCGUGCUGAAUCUUUCUCCUCGUCUUCACCUGACGAUGAUUCUGGUUGGGAUGACGCUGCGAGUGUCAAGCAAAGCAGUACGUUCAGGCGGUCUAGUCUACCUGAAGCUGUUAUACUUGCGCUGGAGGAAGAUCGCAGAAGUGUCAAGGAGCUACAUCCGAAAAGUGAACGCCACUCAGUCUUUGAUGUGUUCGAUAGACCUAUAUCGCUCAUAGGAGUGACGGACCCGGAGAGUGUCAUUGUCACUCCACAACUAGCUUCUCAGCUUCGACCACAUUUGACUCCACUUUUGAGAGACUGCCAUUCAUGGAAGUUUCUUUAUGGUUUAUCGACCCACGGUGCACGCUUAGCUACAAUAUAUGAAACGCUGAGUACAGAGAGUGGUUCGAUACUGCUAGCCAUCCGAGAUACUCAAAACAAUGUAUUCGGCGCCGUGUUGAAUGAGCCACUCGUGUGUUUGCCUGGCUUCUACGGAACAAGUAUUGGAAGUUUUCUGUGGAAGCAGACAUCGCAAAACGAAGCAAAGGCAUUCCCAGCCACGGGUAGAAACGACUAUAUCAUCUUCUCGGAUCAGAAUUUUGUAACGAUUGGAGCAAGCAAUGGUGAAAAUGGAAUCUGGUUUGAUGCUGAACUGUAUCAUGGUCACUCGGCACGCUGUGAGACUUUUGACAAUGAGCCAUUGUCGUCAACUCUUGAAUUCGAGAUAGUCGAACUGGAAAUAUGGGGAUUUCGCCAUUAG